Messenger RNA from Trichoderma breve, 1140 nucleotides. Its product is annotated as hepatocellular carcinoma-associated antigen 59 domain-containing protein. NCBI's taxonomy places the organism in Eukaryota, Fungi, Ascomycota, Sordariomycetes, Hypocreales, Hypocreaceae. The transcript has 3 exons. Gene Ontology annotation, biological process: mRNA splicing, via spliceosome. The coding region runs from base 1 to 1140 and encodes 379 amino acids. The record is from RefSeq and is a predicted model, not a curated record. Gene Ontology annotation, cellular component: spliceosomal complex.
AUGGAACCAGAUCAAGACGGAAACACUCCGACCACAGAACCCAUCCGCUUCCGCGCCGGGAAAAAAAGAAAAGCAUAUCGCCAACGACCUACCGAAGAAGAAGAGAGUCAUGACGUAGCGACCGUGAUUCCAGCUCCAUCCAUCCUGCCAGGCGCGUCGAAGCUCGAGGAUGGCGAGCCUGGACGAGACGCCAACGCCGACGCAGAAAAACUACUAAGAGAACUCGAAGGGGAGGACGACAAUGGCGAUGAUGGAGAUGAUCGAAUGGAUGGGGAAUCAGCUGUGGCAGCUGCGCUGCGCAUCCGCAAUGCGCGCCGGGCAGCUCGUCGAGGAGGCGUUGGCUUCCGCUCAGAAGGACGAAACCAAGACGACGAAGACCUUGAGGGAGAGCACGCGCUGGUUCUCCGAGACGCAGAUAAAGACGCCGCGCAUGAUCGCAUCGUCGGCGGCAUUACAAACCGCUUCAUGCACCAGACCGGCCUCCUCACCAUCCUCGACGACAAACACAUGAAUGAAUACAUAGAAUCCCGCCUCGCUAGCCGCUCCGCCGACCCCCACGGCACAUCUCCCUCAUCACAGCCCGCAUCCCAGUCCGCGACGACGAACCAAGGUCUUGCCGGCGACUCCAACCACCAAGACAAGUGGCGCGACCAGCCCACCCGCCAUGGCAAGCUCGUCGAGGUCGACAUGGCGAACCUCGACAGUGCAAGGAACAAUAACAGCAACGACAGCCACAAGCGGCGCCGCGUCGAAACAGACGGCGCCGCCAAACCGCCUCCUCGUCGCGGCCGCAACCGCCGCAAUAGUCAGGACAUUGCGCGCGAUGCCCUUGUCGAGCAGUUCCUCCACGAAAACCGCCUCGACGUCUACAACGUCCCCUCUUCCUCAACAGCAACAGCUUCCUCCGCUCCCGGCGCUGAUCCCUCCGCCGACGACCGCCUCGCCGAAGAAUUCCGGCAGCAGUACUACGACGAGCAGGCCAUGCGCCGCAAGAAGAAGCGUCCCGUGCAACAACAGAAGCAACAGCAGCAGCAGUCGGGCGAUGUUCUCAAGGGCCCUAAACUCGGUGGUAGCAGGAACAUGAGAGCAGCCGUUAGAGACAAACUGCUGCAACAGGAGAAGGAGAAGAAGGGCAGGUAA